Euleptes europaea (tarantolino) is the source of this 861-nucleotide messenger RNA. It is a transcript of the gene TTC33, whose product is annotated as tetratricopeptide repeat domain 33. The transcript is spliced from 5 exons. The coding region runs from base 73 to 861 and encodes 262 amino acids. The record is from RefSeq and is a predicted model, not a curated record. Lineage: Eukaryota; Metazoa; Chordata; Lepidosauria; Squamata; Sphaerodactylidae. Gene Ontology annotation, molecular function: protein binding.
GGGGGCGGGGCAUAAUCCAGAGGUGACCAGGCUGAGAAGGCAGUUCUGGAGAGGAGGCCUCAGUUCUGAGAAAUGGCUUCCUUCGGGUGGAAGAGGAAGAUUGGGGAGAAAGUAUCAAAGGUAACAUCACAGAAAUUUGAAGCUCAGGCAGCAGAUGAGCAGGGCCUUGAUGGUGAUGAGGCUGACUGGCUGCCGGAGGCAAAAAAGAAAAAGGGACUUCUCCUGGAAGACUGUUUGGCAAAAAGUAAACAGCUGAAGGCGGAAGGAGCAGUUUUGGCAGAAAACGAAAGAUACCGGGAGGCUCUUCACAAAUGGGAUGAAGCCCUUCAGCUAACUCCGGAAGAUGCUGCCCUCUAUGAAAUGAAAUCACAGGUCCUGAUGUCUCUGCACGAAAUGUUCCCUGCAGUGAAUGCGGCAGAAAUGGCUGUCCAGAGAGAUCCCCAUUCUUGGGAGGCCUGGCAGACUUUGGGACGUGCUCAGCUUGGGUUAGGAGAAAUCACAUUGGCAAUCCGAAGCUUCCAGGUUGCCUUGCACAUCUGGCCAGUGAACCCUGAACUGUGGAACGAGGAUCUUUCUUGGGCAAAACAGCUGCACAAACAGCAAAAGAAGGUGACUCAGACUCAGGCAGUCCCCCAAGGAGCGGCAGCUCAGGGAGAGGCUUCCGAAGAAUCGAUCCCGGAUUACGAUUUUGAAAGUGACGAGAUUCUUGCUGUCUGUGCGGCCAUCGCCGAGAAGGAAAAGGACACAUCUGCCUCAAAAACUGUAGUGAUAGUGUCGGCCUCAGGGACCGUCGAGACGGUAACUGAAAAGGAGGACUGUGCGGCGCCUCCUGACGGUGCCGUUUUUAUCAAAGCCCGAUAA